Messenger RNA from Rotaria sordida, 1962 nucleotides. The record is from the annotation of a GenBank genome assembly. NCBI's taxonomy places the organism in Eukaryota, Metazoa, Rotifera, Eurotatoria, Philodinida, Philodinidae.
AUGGCAACAAAAUUACUUCCUAUUGAUAUUGAUAUGUAUAUGAAAAAAAAUAUGGAAGAACAUUCAACAAUUUAUUAUGACAUUCAAGGUCUUAUACUUCGACGAGGACAACCAUUUUUAUUUACAAUAACAUUUAAUCAAGAUUUUCAUAUUGAUAAAUAUAAUCUAUCAGUUAUUUUCAAGUCUCAAACAUGGUCUAAUUUUCCAAAUGUAAAAAUUCCAUUGAAUAGUUCAUCAAAUGGAUGGUCAGCAAAAAGACUUUUCAUAGAAGAUCAAAAGAAUAAUCGUAUUUGUUUUCAAAUCAACUCUUCUUCUGAUACUCCUAUUGGAAAAUAUUCUCUUUUGCUAGAAAUUUGUUCGAUCACGAAAAAUUUAAUAAAUAAACAAGAUGUUUCAAUAUUUCAUUUUGAUAAUGAUAUUUAUUUUCUAUUUAAUCCAUGGAAUAAAAAUGAUUCAUGUGCAUUAUUAUCAUCUGAUCAAAUUGCAGAAUAUGUUUUGAAUGAACAUGGACAAAUUUAUCUUGGCUCAUCUGAUAUUCCUCAAUCUAUUCCAUGGUAUUUUGGACAAUUUGAAAGAAUUGUAUUACUUACAGCUCUUGCUCUUCUUAAAGAAAUAUAUUUAUCAAUAGAAUAUCAUAUCGAUAUAUCUUUAAUUCUUCGUAUUCUUUCAUCAAAAAUUUGUUCAGAUGUUGGAACACAUAAUGGAAUAUUUUCAUCAUUAUUGGAUAGUCAUUCAUCUUUAUGUCAAGAAAAUCAAUAUGCAAGUAGUCCAGCUAUUUUAAAACAAUGUUUGAUAUUAAAUGAUCAACAAAUUCCAUGUGGUAGUAAUUGGCAACAUGCUGCUGUAUUUUGUAGUUUAUGUCGAUCCUUAGGUAUUCCAUGUCGUAUUGUUACUGUUUAUAAUGCAAUUUGUCAAACUCAAGAACAAGAAAAUAUUGAUAUAAAUUGGAAUACAAGACAACAACCAAUUGUAGUAGUUAACUCAAAAUUAACUCGUCCUUGGUAUUUAUGGAAUGAAUGUUGGAUACGUCGAGAUGAUUUACCAGUAUAUUAUUCAGGAUGGCAAGUAAUAGAUUCAUCUUCUAUUGAUUACAAUACAAAAAUUCGACGCAUCGGUCCAUGCUCAGUAGCUGCUUUGAAGUCUGGUAUAUCAGGUUUAAAAUGGGAUACUAUUGAUAUAUAUAGUAUAUUGAAUGGAAAUAAAACCUAUUGGCUUGUUUAUCCAAAUGGAGAUCGAAAAUUAAGAAAUAUUGAAGAAAAUAUGAUUAAUACAAAAAUUAUUACAAAAUCAUUGAAAAAAGAAAAUGAAUAUGAAGAUAUUACAAGCAAUUACAAAUUAAAUAAAACAUCUAAUCAAACACCUUUUAAUCAUGAUGUUAAUAUUGAAAUGGAAAUUCCUGACAGUUUGAAAUUUGGUGAUAAUCUUCAUUUAAUUCUUAAAACAAAUAAUCUAUCAAAUAAACAUCGAACAUUAACUGCAACCUUAACAUUAUUGAAAAUUAAUCCUAUUGAAGAAAUAAAAUCUACAUCAAAAAAUCUAAAUCAGACAUCAUAUGAAGAUCGAUAUAUUCCUAACAAUACAAAUCUAGAUAUAUACAACAUAAGUUUACAAACUCCAAUUCAAUCAUUUACAGAAAUUUAUCAUCUUGAUAAUAAUGAUCAUAAGAAUAUACCCAUGAAAGUAGCAGAAAAUCAUCAAGUAUGGUUAGGAUGCUUUGAUAGUUUACUGAAAUUAAAUAUACAUGUGGUUGUUAGAGAGACAGGACAAAUUUAUCAAAGAGAAAAAUAUAUCUUAAAUGCAGAAAAUGAUCUAAUGCAAUUGUUUCUUGAAAACGACGUUAUCGAAAUUGGAAAACAAGGAAAACUUCAAAUUCAAAUAAAUAAUUCUUUUCCUUAUCCAUUGAACAAUGGAUACAUUACAAUAGAUGGUUUUGGUAUAUCAAAAUCUAUUUUGAUAAAGUAA